GCAUCGGUUACUACCACCGAAUCAGAUAAUCAAGCAGAAGCAGAUGGAUGCCACUAGAAUUUUGGCACAAGGAGUAUUUGUGUUCCUUGUUAUUACGUGUGUGGGAGCCGAGAGCGAGCCCAGAACCAUUUUGGUUGGAGACUCUCAAGGUUGGCAAGCCGGCACUAACUACACCCAAUGGGCCAUCCAAAAUAGCCCCUUCCACAUCAAUGACACACUUCUGUUCAAGUAUCCAGGGAAUUCCACGACGCUGGCUCAGAGUGUGUACUUACUACCAAACCAGUGGAGCUACAUAACGUGCGAAUUCAGAGGGGCAAAGCUGCUGGGUAACGCAACUGAGGGUGAUGGUGAGGGCUUUAAGGUUGAACUUAAUCAGUUGAAACCUUAUUACUUUGCCUCUGCGGAAGGCAACUUUUAUGACUGCAUUGCUGGCCUUUCAAAGUUCAUUGCUGUGCCAUCAACAAGCUCUGGCUGAAUCCUUAAUUUCUCAUCCUUUGCACCAACAAAUUAAGUAAUUUGCAUCUGACACUAUUGAAUUCCAAAAUUAAAUAAAUGGAUCCGGGAUCCUCAUCAGCCAAACAUUGUACGGGUGUUAUGCUAUGUUAAUGCACCCUUGGUCCUAGUAUAUUUUCCUUUUUUAGUAUGAUGUAUUAUUUUUGUCUCGUGUUCAAUAAAACUGCAUUUGGUUUGGUAUU
Molecule: messenger RNA, 695 nt
Organism: Glycine soja
Lineage: Eukaryota; Viridiplantae; Streptophyta; Magnoliopsida; Fabales; Fabaceae
Exons: 2
Coding region: 44-475 (143 amino acids)
Molecular function (GO): electron transfer activity
Source: RefSeq, a predicted model, not a curated record